This is a messenger RNA of Eurytemora carolleeae, 2359 nucleotides long. It is a transcript of the gene VAChT, whose product is annotated as vesicular acetylcholine transporter. The coding region runs from base 177 to 1826 and encodes 549 amino acids. Lineage: Eukaryota; Metazoa; Arthropoda; Copepoda; Calanoida; Temoridae. The record is from RefSeq and is a predicted model, not a curated record. The transcript is spliced from 11 exons. Gene Ontology annotation, cellular component: AP-2 adaptor complex; terminal bouton; AP-1 adaptor complex. Gene Ontology annotation, molecular function: acetylcholine transmembrane transporter activity. Gene Ontology annotation, biological process: chemical synaptic transmission; transmembrane transport.
CUCGGUCCUCCGGGUUCCAUGGACCUCCAUGAGACAUGAGCUGAGGCUAGCAUUAGCUCAACAAUCCUCAAACAGAGAGGAUGGAAAGAACAAAAGAGACUGAUCAAGUUUGCUGGUCCUCUAACUAGAUAUGGAUUGAUGAGAAUACACGUCAUCAUUUCUUAGGAUAAGAAAGGAUGGGGUUAAAUGACAUGACGGUACCCUUCGUGGGUAAAUCUCUAAAGGAUGUCCGGCAAGAAUGGUGGGAUGCUCUGCAGCAACCUGAAUACCAGCGUAAGCUGGUCUUGGUUACAGUCUCCAUUGCUCUGCUCCUCGACAACAUGCUAUACAUGGUCAUCGUGCCAAUCAUUCCAGACUACCUCCGGUAUAUUGGUGCGUGGAACACACAUGAGACUAGUACCCCGGGGCAGGUUCAGGAGGUCAUCAAGUACUACGCCAACUCUACCGGCAACUACUCCAUCACCUACAUCAACAAAACGAGUAAGAUCAACGUGAAUGGUAUUCUUAUUGAGUACGAGGGAGAGGAUAGUGGAAUAGGUCUACUCUUCGCCAGUAAAGCAGCUGUUCAGAUUUUUAUAAAUCCGAUCAGUGGAACGGUUAUAGAUAGGAUUGGAUAUGAUCUACCGAUGAUGUUUGGAUUGACAGUAAUGUUCUUCUCAACACUUCUCUUUGCCUGUGGAACAUCUUAUGGGGUACUCUUCUUUGCUCGAUCUCUACAGGGAGUUGGAUCUGCUUUUGCUGACACGGGAGGACUAGCUAUGGUUGCUGACAGAUAUACAGAAGAGGCUGAACGAUCAAAAGCUCUUGGAAUUGCUCUUGCCUUCAUUUCGUUUGGAUGUCUGGUUGCUCCACCCUUUGGAGGCUUUCUCUAUGAGUUCUGUGGAAAGCCUGUACCCUUCAUAAUACUGGCUUUUGUUUGUCUGUUUGACGGAUUCCUGCUGCUUUUGAUCAUGCGACCAAUGAAGCACAAGGAGGCAGAAGAUGGAAAGGAGAUUCCCGUAGCAACUCCGAUGUGGAGGCUGUUGAUUGAUCCACACAUUGCAUGUUGCGCAGGAGCAUUAGUUUCUGCAAACAUUUGUCUAGCGUUUCUGGAGCCGACAAUAAGUAAAUGGAUGAAUGAUACGAUGAACGCUGAAGAAUGGCAGCAAGGUCUAAUCUGGCUACCAGCUUUCUUCCCCCAUGUUGCAGGAGUAGUACUUACAGUCAAGAUGGCAAGGAAGUAUCCUGAAUACCAAUGGCUUCUAGCAAUGGUAGGAUUGUUCUUAGAAGGAGUUUCCUGUUUCAUCAUCCCCUUCAGCCAAAACUACUUUGUGCUCAUGUUUCCAAUAUGCAUUAUUUGUUUUGGAAUUGCCCUUGUUGACACCGCUCUACUCCCUACUCUUGGAUUUAUUGUGGACAAGAAGUAUACCAGUGUUUAUGGAUCGGUUUAUGCCAUAGCUGACAUCAGCUACAGUGCUGCAUACGCAUUCGGACCUGUUGCCGCCGGACAUAUUGUUGAGACCAUGGGGUUCACAGCACUCAACAUCAUAGUAGCCAUAAUAAGCAUUGGUUAUGCCCCCAUCAUCUACUACUUAAAGGACAUGCAUGACUACAACAAGUACGAAGAGCCUGGAACUGAGGAGAAUGUUCUGAUGGGUGAUCCUCCGACCAAAGAGUAUCAAACCUACAAUUUAGCUGAAGGAAAACCUGUUCUGAAUGGAGCACCUGGCCCUGGAACACAGACAGAAUAUUACGCCCAAGUUGAACAAGAAGAAACCAACUUUAACGAAAAUAUAACUGCGAACCCCUUUAGACAGCCUCAAGGAGCCAACCCCUUCCGCCGGUAAUGGUCUUCCAAAUCCUUGGAGGUAGAUUUCAAGCUCCUAUGUAUACAUGACCAAGAUGAAAAGUAUAUCCUAAUUUGACUUUAAAUAUUUUAAUCCCUCCGCUCAAAAAAAUCUAGUUCUUUUUUGUGGAUAAAGAUACUUUUGUCCUUAGCUUGGGGCAUUUAUUUAGUCCAACAUAGUCCAAUUUACAUUUUUCAGAGCACAUCCUUAAUUCAACUAAUUUAUUAAUUGGCAAUGUAUAUUGAUCCUUUCAAACAUCUUAAAAUUUGUUUUCUCUAAAUCAAUAGUUUUCCUACUUGCACAUAAUUGCUUAAACCUCUAGCCUUUCUAUUUGUUUAUUUGUGUAAAAAAGCCCAAAACUUGGGCAAAGGUUUAGAAACUUAGCCGUUCUUUCAAUAUUGUUACUAUGAUGUUGUUACUUCAAUAGAUGUAAUAAGUUCAAAUAUUGUUGAUAUGAUUGGAGUCAAGGAUUAUGUACGAUAAACGAUUGUGAUUCAAAAAUAUCACAUCUAAAAAAUAUAUAUUGAAUUUUA